AGUAAAAGAAUAUUGACUUUUCCCAUUCAUAAAGAAUCUAACAAUUUGUUAUUAAAUAUAUCUUACAAAUAUUUUUAAACGUUAUAUAAUGACCAAGGUUAAUUUAAAAUUCCAUUAAUUCGUAUCUAGUAAACGAGAGAUGACAAAAUAUACGAUUUCCCAGAUAAAUUAUGACGUAAUACGCUCUAUACGACUCGUCUGGCUUUAAACGAAAUUGAGAAUUUAUAGACAAAGGCAAGAGAUAGAUAAAGAGAGAGGGAGACAGAGGGGAAGACAGAGAGAGAAAGAGAGAUAAGAAAGGGAUUAGGUAAUGUAUAAAUAAUGAAUAUUAAAAACAUUUUAAAGGUUUUCCCCUCCUUCCUCCACCCCCACCCCUCCCUUAUGUUCAAAACAACAAUUCAUUGUAUAAGACUUAUAAAAAAAGCCAGAUGUUAGGUAAAAACAUCCAACUGAAAUUGGAGAACAAAUCUCGUAACAAAAAAAUAUGCCCUGCAGACUUAACCUGAUAUGUUUAAAUGUGUAAAACUGAGGAAAAUAAUCAGUGUAUUCAAGUUGAAAAAAAUAUCCAAAUAUGGUAGUCAAGUAAAAUCCUUUAUUUCGAGUAUUUUUAAUACGGAAAAGCCAAGAAAAAGUCAAUAAAAUUUAAGAAUGACCUCCUUUAUCUUAUUCAUUUAUCUUUUCUUUCUUUCAUUCUGUUAUUCACUCGCUCUUUCUUUCUCUUUGUAUAUUAAUAAUUCAAUUUUUCAUAGGAAAACAGAGCUUAGAUACUAAAUCAUAUUUCUUUUUAUCAGUUUAUUGUACUUGAACUCUUUUUUUUAUUCUAUUGGAGAUUAGAUACGACUAAUAUUGUUUAAUACUGUAAUAGAGGUAGUAUAUGAUCAAAAUUCUCCACCAUAUUUUUUUGGAAAUAAACUAUGGCCUACCAUAAUGAAGGAUACGAUAUGAAAGAGGAUAUUUAUCAUCAAAUAUGUUCAAUUUGUAAAGUUACUAAUUUUGAUGAAUAUUUAUGUUGUCUACCUUGCGAUUCAACUCGUCUUCUAUGCUUAAAAUGCUUUGAACGGCUAAUACGAACUAGUCGAAUGACAAUUAAUGAUAAAUUCCGUUGUACGUUAUGUAAUAAUGAACAUAAUUGGAGUGAGCUGAAUAAAACAGUUUUAUCAUUACUACUAAAUCCCAUUUGCGAGAGAAGGAAUGAUAAUUACUGGAAUGAGAUUUGUGAACAGAUGAAACAAGAAGUAAUCUUUGUCUUAGAUGAUCUUCAUAAAAGAAAAGAAUUAGAGUUGAUUUUGAUUGAUAGAGAACUAGAACGUCUUACCGAAAGAUUAAAAGUUAAGCGGGAUAUGCUUAGAAGAAAUCUUGAAAAGUUCUAUAAGAAUAAAGACAUGGAUUUGAAUGUUUUAUUAAAUUCGCUUAGAGAUUUUCAACUGAUCUCUUCUAAUAAUCAAGAUAAUUUUAGUUUGAAAGAAACCCAAACUCGCUUAAUUGAUCAUUUAGAAUCAAUUCUCAAUUAUUCAAUAAGAUUUGUUAAGACAAAUUCAAUCGAUUUAGGUCAUCUAACAAAGACUAUGAGUACGUUUAAUGGUCUGGAUUGCCAAUACACCUAUGAUGGCCUUGUUCAAGAUAUCACUUGUUCAAAAGAUGCUUUUUAUACUUUAACUAAAGAGGACCUUUCGAAUAAUCAGUACUUAUACAGGAUUUCGAGAAAAGCUCAAUGGAACGGCGAUAAUUUAUCAAUUAUACAAUGGAAAGAGAAUUCUGAAUCUACGUACAAACUGUCAGCUAGCGAUUGUCUAUUUCUUAUGAAAAUUAGUCCUAAAAUGAAUCUAAUGCGACUCUUACAAACUGAAAACAAUGUAAAGACUUUACAACAGAAUAAAGAUAGUUAUGAAUUAGAAAACAUUCAGUCUAUUCCAACAACAGAUGGCGUAGUAAACGCAUUGAAAUCAUCUGAAAAUUAUCUCUAUAUAUUGAGAAAUAAUUGUAAACUUAUAGAAAAAUGGAAUACGAAACAAUUCAAAAAAUUAUAUACAACAUCAUAUUUCAAAAAUAGAAUUAUCGAUAUGAGAUGCAAUUCAACUUCUGAUUUAAUACUUUUAUUGGAAAAUGGCACUAUUCUAAGACUUCAUUCUACCUCCACCCAUUUCGAUAGAAACGAACCUGCAAAUGAUAUAAUUUCAUUUCAAAAACAAAUAGUUUAUCCUCUAUGCAAUGGAAGUAUCCUUCUGAAUGAAAAUUGUGAAUUUAUUCAUGUUGUUAACGUAAACAAACGCUUAGAUACUGUUUAUCCGUUUGAUAAAGUUUUUCACAAUUGUAAACAAUUUGAUUACCAUUUGACCGUAAGAGGUGUCAUUUUUUACAUCAUUACUACUAAUAAUAUCUUAAUUGUUAGACAUUUUAGAGGUAAUGUUAUAUAAAUAAAAAGUCUAAAUCUAUAAAAAGCA
Molecule: messenger RNA, 2441 nt
Organism: Dimorphilus gyrociliatus
Lineage: Eukaryota; Metazoa; Annelida; Polychaeta; Dinophilidae
Source: the annotation of a GenBank genome assembly